AUGUUGAGAACGUUGAAUGGAAUGAGCAUUCGUUACGAAAUCGCUGGUGAAANGUUAUCAGCCACACAGGAGGACUUAAAUGAUUUUUUUACGGAUUUGAAAGAUAACGGUAUCAUCUCAGGGCAUUCAUUCAUUGCGCAUGAUCAGCAUGGAGAACUUGUUGGCAUUUGUUUGAAUAGUGUCUAUGAAACGGGCACUUCUUGUGCGGUGUGUGUGCCUGAUUUUGAUCCAAUGAAAGACUACAAACAAGAGAUCGAAAAUGGUUCGUAUAAAAGUUUGAACGCAAAUCGUAUCGCCACUUACGUGAGUGAACUCGAUAAGGAUAUCAAAUUGUUUGCACCAUACGCGAGGCGAAUCUUCAAAAUCGACGUUAUUUGUGUAUCACCGAAUUAUGCAAGACAUGGUAUUGGGAGUUGCCUAUUGCAAAGGUCCAUUGAAGAAGCGCUGGAUGCAAAAUGCAACUGUAUCGCGUCUGUGGCCACUGCAAAGGCAUCGCAGGAACUUUUCUUUAAAGUUUGCACAUUUUUUUGUGUUCCUACAUUUUAUGUCACAUAUUUUUUGAGGAAACCUUUCAUUAUGUUUGUUAGUUUCUACAGAUUCUAG
Molecule: messenger RNA, 603 nt
Organism: Anisakis simplex (herring worm)
Lineage: Eukaryota; Metazoa; Nematoda; Chromadorea; Rhabditida; Anisakidae
Source: the annotation of a GenBank genome assembly